Messenger RNA from Linum tenue, 232 nucleotides. The record is from the annotation of a GenBank genome assembly. Lineage: Eukaryota; Viridiplantae; Streptophyta; Magnoliopsida; Malpighiales; Linaceae.
UGAUGAGAACAUUUUGGGCUUUUGGUUUUGAUACGUUUAUGUGUUAUGGGUUUGGGUCAAUGGGUCUUAGUUCCUUUUGGUUUUGGUUUUCCUUUUGUAUUUGGGAAUGGGUUGGCCGAGUAGUCUAGGGAGGUUAGUAGGAUUCGGGUAGGUUUAGGUCUCGUAUUAGGUUUUCUAAGCCUAUAAAUAUGUACCUUUGGCAUUAGUUCCGUAUCAAUCAAAUAAAUCAAAG